AUGUCCUGCGUGGAAGCACAGAGGGAGGUUCGAGACGACUCUCUGCAGAAGGUUAACUACGGUGCGGGACAGUUCGACAGGAGCCCGAGAUAUGGGCCAUAUGAAGACGUCGUUUUCGACGGGCGGGAUUGGGGUGCAAAUGCCGGGUUAGAAAGAGGAACAGGAAGGGUUUAUCGACGAAAACGAGGGAAACAAGAUGAUGCCAAAUAUCAGGUCGCUUGA
This is a messenger RNA of Orbilia oligospora ATCC 24927, 222 nucleotides long. RefSeq lists its product as uncharacterized. The coding region runs from base 1 to 222 and encodes 73 amino acids. NCBI's taxonomy places the organism in Eukaryota, Fungi, Ascomycota, Orbiliomycetes, Orbiliales, Orbiliaceae. The record is from RefSeq and is a predicted model, not a curated record. The transcript has 2 exons.